UUAAAGGUGGACAUCUCCGCACUUCUCCAUUUUCAGAUGUCCCGUUGAACUGUGUCUCCUUCUGAAAAAAUAAAGCAGAAGUUGUUAUUCUUUGGAAUUGGGAUUGCGUGAGAGAGAAAAUGGAAGAAUUGUUGGAGUUUUUGAUGGAUAAGUGUAGCAAGGGAUUAGAAGAAGCAAAGGAGAAAUGCGUCGAUCCCUCUCUGAAACAUGAAUUAGAAAGUAUUCAAGACGUUUUGGGUUUGCCGAAACCGGAGAACAGAUCCACACCGCUCAAAUUGAAGGAUGAACGCGUAAUGAAGGAUAAACUCUACGACCUCAUCUCCACGCUCACUGACAUCACCGUAUCCCACACCCACAACCGCCCUGUCCGAAUUAUCUGCUCUCCGCUUCAGAUCCGUUCUCGCCGCAAUACCCAGAAGAGACAUCUCGGGCUAAUUAAGGCCGCCCUCCAGGAUCAGCUGGGUCAAGGUCAAGGACCCACCGACGGCUCACCCGAUAGCAAGGAAGAAGAUGGCCGAUUGGGUACCCGCUUCACAUGCUGGAUCAGUAAGAUUUUGACCGUCCCAAAAGGAACCAAGAACAACUCACCGAAUCAAAAGGGAGCAAAUGGUGCAGGGUCAGCGGCCCCCGGUGAAGGAACCAAGGACCCCUCAUCUAAUGAAAAGAAAGUCGAAUGUUCUGUCUCAGAGACUUUGCCAGAAAUUAAACUAGAUAAAAUUCUGGGCUUCGACGAUAAGCGGGAAAAGAUUGAAGACUGCCUUAAUGUCCGAAAUAGAGGAGGCCACAUUGAAAUUGGGAUUGUUGGGAUGUGUGGUACCGGUAAAACUACUCUCGCACAAUUGGUUUACGAGAAAGUGGUUGGAGAGUUUAAACACGGAAUUUGGGUCAACUUGCCCCAUAAUUUGAAAUCAAAUGAUGACAAAUACUUUGAGCAGAUUUUGAGUGAAAUUUUGAGUGAAAUUUUGAAGCAGUGUCGCGAAGACAAAGUUGAUCCGAAGAAUAAUUUCAAGCAGUGUGGCGAAGACAAAGUUGAUCCGAAGUAUAAUUUCAAGCAGUGUGGCGAAGACAAAGUUGAUCCGGCCCAGUAUAAAAAACAGCAGCUGUUGCGCAUUAUUCGCAACCGUCUGCUGGGGAAGAGCUACUUGCUUGUUCUGGAUGGCGUGUGGGAUGCAGACAUGGAUUGGUAUUUCGAGUUAGGCAAGGCAUUGGACUGGCACUACAAGGAUGGUGAUUUUGGCAAUGAUGGGAGUAAGAGUGCCGUCAUCAUCACCACUAGACUGGAGGAGCCGGCAAAAACAAUGGUGGGAAUUUCUCCUUCUGCUUUGCACCAUAUCCACCCGGAAGACUUCAGUAAGGAUACUUGUUGGUCCAUAUUCAUUAAUCAAGUUAAGCGAGAGAUUGGAGAGAUUGAAGAGGAUAAUGCGAUCUUGCUAGAAUUGGAGAAUGAUACUAAAUUGAGCAAUGAUAUUAAGGAGCAGUGUGAUGGCCUCCCAUUAGCCGCAGUGACAUUGGCAAAAAUCACUCCCAAGCUAAUCUCCCAGCAAAAGGAGGAGGGUGCAGCAGCCCAGCCAGGGUCUUCUGUGGAGGUCCCCGCAUGAGCGUUUGGCUUUCUUCCCCAAAUCCGUUUACCUCUGUUUUUGUUGUUGUUUCUUUUUGGUUUUUUUUCCUUCCCAGUCAAGGUCAUCUGGAGAACAUAGAAUUCCACCAUAAACUCUCUUAAAAUUGUCUCAUCAGCCUGUGCAAGUAGUGGCGCAGAAGCUUCCAUAAGGCAUGGAGUGGAAAAGAAUAUGAACCGAUAAAUUAAUUUUGGAUAAUUUUAUUUAAUAUUAUCAAGUAAAAAGAUAUUUUAGGAAAUAA
Messenger RNA from Vitis vinifera (wine grape), 1857 nucleotides. RefSeq names its product probable disease resistance protein At4g19060. The transcript is spliced from 2 exons. Gene Ontology annotation, biological process: defense response to other organism. The coding region runs from base 120 to 1598 and encodes 492 amino acids. The record is from RefSeq and is a predicted model, not a curated record. NCBI's taxonomy places the organism in Eukaryota, Viridiplantae, Streptophyta, Magnoliopsida, Vitales, Vitaceae. Gene Ontology annotation, molecular function: ADP binding.